AAAGCUGAAAUUCUUCCUGUGUUGAAUUGGCCCACAAUAAAAGGAGUGUGAGGUUCGUGGAAAAGGAGGGGACUGAGAGAGACAGAGUGAGAGAGAGAGAGCUGAUGUGAAUACUGCUAUAUAUGAGUGAGGGAAGAAUGAAAAGAAAGACUCCUGACUCCUGACUCCUGGUUUCUUCUCUGACCACCGAGCCUGACUCUGACCUCUGUCUUCCUGCACGUAUCCGUAUCGGUGUCCAUCACAGGGACUGAAGUGUUCCUCAUCAUGCCAUCGCCAACGUGGCUGGUGCUUUCUUUUGUCUUCACUGGGCUUCAUCUCAACUCUGUUUAUUCGACAUAUUAUUCUGCUUACUGGCAUCAUUUUAGGGGCUGUUACAGGCCAUCGUGCUUCACUGCAUAUAACAGGUUCAGCAUGGGAUACCUGAGACCAGAUAUUGAUGAGUGCCUCGUCCAUAACGGAGGAUGUCAGCACAAGUGUGUGAACACCCGAGGCUCCUUCCACUGCCAGUGUGACCCUGGGUUUCGCCUGCACGUAGACAGACGCACCUGCAUAGCUGCCAACUUGUGUGGCAUCAGUAAUGGAGGGUGUGAACACUUCUGCAUCCAGCAGUCAGCGGUUCAGUUCCAGUGCCGCUGUCGACCCAACUACAGACUGGCGGAGGAUGGCAAACACUGCACCUUGGAGAACCCGUGUUCGCUGUGGAACGGUGGCUGUUCUCAGGAGUGCCGCAGCGAUGGAGGCAGCACCUACUGCGACUGUCGUCCCGGCUUCAACCUGACGGAGGAUGGCAAGACCUGCGAAGAUAUUGAUGAGUGCCUCGUCCAUAACGGAGGAUGUCAGCACAAGUGUGUGAACACCCGAGGCUCCUUCCACUGCCAGUGUGAACCUGGGUUUCGUCUGCAUGUAGACAAACACACCUGCAUAGACGUUGAUGAGUGCCAGACGGGUCAGGCGCAUUGUGUACACGGCUGCCGUAACACCAGAGGCUCCUUCGUUUGCGUGUGUAACGCUGGAUACGAGGUGGGAGCGGAUGGCACGCAAUGCUAUCGGAUUGAGAUGGAGAUUGUGAACAGCUGUGAGACUAAUAAUGGCGGCUGUUCUCAUCACUGUGAGCACAACUCUAACGGCCCGGUGUGCAGCUGUAACCAAGGCUACCGGCUCCAUGACGACCUCAAGACAUGUAUCGAUGUAGAUGAGUGUAUGGACGGCAGCUCGUGUUGUGAGCAGGACUGUAUGAAUUACCCGGGAGGCUACGAGUGCUACUGUGCCGCAGGCUACAGGCUCAACUCGGACGGCUGCAGCUGCGACGAUAUAGACGAGUGUCUGGCUGAGAACGGUGGCUGUGAACACAAGUGUGAGAACAGCGCCGGCUCGUUCACGUGUUCCUGCAGACCAGGACAUGGGCUGAGCACGGACCGCCGCUCCUGUACCAGGCUGGACGGAACAGUUCUGCACACUGGACAGGUGAAGGAGCCCUCCCUGGUGAAUCUGCCAGGAUUGAAGGAUUACCAGCUGCUGGAGCACUAUGACGACUACGAGGAGGAUGAAGGAGAGCUGCGCGCUGAGAGCACACUGGCCGAGAAAUUCGUGUGUCUGAAUGACACUUUUGGCUUCGACUGCAGUUUGUCCUGUGAGGACUGUAUAAAUGGAGGAGUGUGUAACACACACCACACUGGCUGUGACUGUCCAGAUGGUUGGACAGGAAUUAUCUGCAACCAGACCUGUCCUGAGGGCUGGUUCGGCAGAAACUGCUCAUUCCCGUGUAAGUGUGAGAACGGAGGUGUGUGUGAUCCGGUGACUGGAAGCUGUCGCUGUCCGCCGGGCGUCAGUGGAGAACACUGUCAGGACGGAUGUCCUAAAGGUCUGUAUGGAAAGCAGUGCAAUAAGAAAUGUAACUGUGCCCAUAACGGACGGUGCCAUCGCACGUACGGAGCGUGUCUGUGUGACCCGGGACUGUACGGCCGCUUCUGCCACCUGCCAUGUCCUAAAUGGGUGUUUGGACCGGGCUGCUCCGAGGAGUGUAAGUGUGUCCAGGAAAACACUCUGGAGUGCCAUCGGCGAUACGGCACCUGCGCCUGCAAGCCUGGUUAUCAGGGUGACAAAUGUGAAAAAGAGUGUGACGCAGGCUUCUACGGUCAAGGCUGUGUGCAGAAGUGUUCCUGCCCGUCUGGGGCGGCGUGUGACCCUGUGACUGGAGUUUGUCAGCGUCAGUGUCCAGCUGGUAAAAAAGGAGAAAACUGCGACGAAGAUUGUGCAGAUGGGAACUUUGGGAUUGGCUGCUCUGAGUCAUGUGACUGUUCAGGAGCCCCAUGUGACAAGGUGACCGGCCAGUGCCGAUGUCCUGCAGGGACGAUGGGCAGCCACUGUGAGGAAGAGUGCGCUGCAGGUCAGUGGGGUUUCAACUGCAAGGAGACAUGUCCAGUGUGUGAAAACGGAGGGGUGUGUGACAAACACAACGGUUCAUGCCUUUGUCCACCCGGAUACAUGGGCAGACUCUGUCAAAACUCAUGUCCAGCCGGUCGUUUCGGUCAGAGCUGCCAGCUGAAGUGUGUGUGUGAGAACAGCGGGCGAUGCCACCCCGUGACCGGCCGCUGCUCCUGUACUCCAGGCUGGACCGGUCACACCUGCAGGAAAGCUUGUGACGCUGGACACUGGGGACUGGACUGUGCGAACGUGUGUGACUGCAGGAGCAGUGAUGGCAGCUGUGAUGCAGUAACAGGGCAGUGUAACUGUGAAGCUGGGUUUACAGGAGCGCGCUGUGACCUCAAAUGCCCUGCUGGGUUUUUUGGCCUGGGCUGUCGGCAGCGCUGCCAGUGCGAUAACGAGGCGUCAUGUGACCACGUAAGUGGUGCGUGUACCUGUAAGGUGGGCUGGACAGGAACGUUCUGUGAAAAACCUUGUCCUCAGGGUUAUUAUGGGCUGGACUGUCAGCACAAGUGUGUGUGCCUGAACGGUGGACACUGUGAUCAUCUCAGCGGGAAAUGUGUGUGUCCUGCAGGCUGGAUUGGUCCAAACUGUAACCAGACAUGUCCGGCUGGCUUUUACGGUGAAGGCUGUUCUCAGACCUGCGUAUGUCAGAAUGCUGAGAGAUGCCACGCCACCACCGGACAGUGUGUGUGUACGGCAGGGUGGACAGGACUGAACUGCUCACAGAAAUGCCCGGCGGGUUUGUUUGGGUUGGGCUGCAGUCAGAGGUGCUUGUGCCAGAACGGCGGGACGUGUGACCACAUCAGCGGACACUGUUCCUGUCCCAACGGCUGGUCGGGCACGGCGUGCGAGCGCGAGUGUGUUGCGGGCCGUUUUGGGCCAGACUGCCAGCAGGAGUGUAAGUGUGAGAACGGAGGCCAGUGUGACAGGCAGACUGGACAGUGUGUGUGUGGACCGGGCUGGAUCGGACCACACUGCGAGAAAGCGUGUGAGUCAGGCCGCUUCGGCGUGGGCUGUGAGGACCAGUGCGAGUGUGAACAUGGAGCUUCUUGUCAUCAUGUUAGUGGAAGAUGUGUGUGUCCAGCAGGCUGGCGAGGAGCUCAGUGUGAUAAAGCCUGCUUGCCUGGAAUGUUCGGCACUAACUGUUCCCAGCUGUGCACGUGCCCACACGGCACUUCCUGCCACCACAUCAGCGGAGAGUGCGGCUGCCCGCCGGGUUACACAGGAAACGGCUGUGAGCAGAUGUGCCUGCCCGGUACCUACGGCCUCAACUGUAAUCAGGUGUGUCAGUGCUCGGAGAGGAACCAGCUGUGCCACCCGGUGUCAGGAGAGUGCUACUGUGCUCCGGGGUACACCGGACCCAAAUGUGAUCUGGAGUGUGAGAGCGGGCGCUAUGGUCCAGACUGUGAGAGAGAGUGUCGGUGUGUGAAUGGCGGGGUGUGUCAGGCCACCACGGGUGCAUGCCGAUGUACGCCUGGAUUUAUAGGAGCUCAGUGCAACAUCACGUGCCCGGCCGGGCGUUACGGGCAGGACUGUGCCCAAGUUGCCCUCUGCAGGGAUGGGGCGGGGAAUGACCCGGUCACAGGGAGGUGUGUGUGCGCUCCUGGGCGCCAAGGAGAGGACUGUGGACAAGGCUGUGCUUCUGUCUGGUAUGGCGUAGACUGUUCUCAGCGCUGUAACUGCAGUAAUGGAGGUGUGUGUGACUCCGUCUCUGGGAACUGUACGUGUGGACUCGGCUUCACUGGGCUGCACUGUGAGAAAGAGUGCCCUGAGGGAUGGUAUGGUCCGAACUGUGCGCUGGACUGUGUGUGUCAGCACAACAGCACAUGUGACAGGGUGACAGGAACUUGCCUGUGUGGACCAGGACACUAUGGUCCAAUGUGUGAGCAUGCUUGUCCAGUGGGUCUGUAUGGACCUCGGUGCCAGCAGCACUGCGAGUGUGUGAACGGAGCUGUGUGUCAUCCCAGCAACGGACACUGCAUCUGCCCUGCCGGAUAUUGGGGGUCACGCUGCCAGAAAGUGUGUGAGCAGGGCACGUACGGUCCGAGCUGUUCUAAGGCGUGUGACUGUGCAGACGGCACGCAGUGUGACCCCGUGAGUGGCGUGUGUGUGUGCGCGCCGGGGAAAACUGGACUCAGGUGUGACGCAGACUGUCGAGUGAACCGGUAUGGACCAGACUGCUCAUUAAGCUGUGAGUGUGAGAAUGGAGCGCAGUGUGACAGUCGUACCGGUGGCUGUAUGUGUGUGAAAGGCUGGAUCGGCCCCACGUGUUCAGAAGAUGGACCUCCACCACUGAGCAGCCGUGACGGAAGAGAGGAGCAGUCGCAUCUGAACAACUCUUUAUAGCGCACGCCUUCAGAGAGAAGCAGGAAGAGAAGGAAGUGCACACGUGGAGAGAGCUGUUGUUCCUCUGGAGCUCCACUCACCUGCUUCAGCUCUGCGUGGAGAGGACGGUGAGGAACACACACUCAUCACACUCGGAGGAGGGCAAGCAGCCAUUCAUCGUGUGUGUUCUGUAAGCUGCACUGACCACACACACACGGACACACACACGGACACACACACGGACACACACACGGACACACACACGGACACACACACGGACACACACACAGACGCCACUGACUACAGAUGAUUCUUUAAGAAAAACACUCGUGUGCUAAUGAUCAUCUCAUCUGAUUAAAGACUUUAUAAAACAAGGGCUGACUGUAAAGGAGAGCAACACACCCACACACACACACACACACACACACACACACACACACACACACACACACACACACACACGGCACUUUAACCCACAUUUGUGUUUGUGUUCAGUGUUUCAGAAAAUGUUCUGUUGUAUGAUCAGCAACUUCCUGCUGAAAAACACACACCGAUCACUCACGUGAAAAGCCUUUCUCUCUUUCAGGACACUUGAGAUUUGUGAGCUUUGUGUUUCUGUAUUAUGAUUGUUGUAUUUGUUACACUGUCCUCUAUUUAUCUGGAGAUUUAAAACAGAUAAAGAGAUUCUCAUGGAAAAGAGAUCACACUUGGAAUUUAAAAUGGCUCCAAAAUUCCCCAAAAAGUAGAUUCACCGAUGUGAUUUAGUUCUUUUUUGCCAGGAUACGUUUGGUGUCUAUAGAUUUUAGUAUUGAGGCUACGAGGCUAAUGAGGCUAACAAGUGAUGGAAGCGAGCCGUUUAGCAGUGUGGAGAAUUCACGGCUAAAUAACGAGCGACUCCUCACACUGCAUCAGACGUGAUCUAUAAAAUUUUUUUAAAAAGCUAGAAAGAAAAAUGGCCAUCUCGGUCAUCAGAGCAAAGCACCGAUCCCACCACACACUCAAGCGGGACGUGGUAGACGUGAGAGAAAAUGUCAAUUUCACCACGUGACGCGUUUCCCAGACCAUCACACACACGAGAUUCUCUUACGUGCCAGCGUCAUUAGCCUCAUUAGCAGCUCCUGCAGUGUUCCUCCAGCAGGGAGCCUCUAUAAUCUAUAGAUAAAAAGAUAUAAUACAAUGAGCAAAUGAUACGUAAACACUUAAAUAUAAAGCAGGGAAAAGUUGUUGUUGUCGUCCAUAUUAAAAGAAGAGCGUUCUUUAUUCAUGGUGCUAUUUUGCUCUCUUUAGAACGAGGCAUUUUUAUAAUAAUUUGCUCGUCUUGUAUUUAUAAUCAGCAGUGUGAUUAUGUGCUAUAAUUAAUAAUAAUAAUAAUAAUAAUGCAGUGACCUUAUUUAAGGUCUAAUCUCAAGGGUUUAUUUGAUGUUUUCCAGCAGUUUUCAUUCUAUAUAAAAGGUAUCUGAUGUAUUUAUGUAUGAUGGACAUGUACAUUUUUUUUUUAAAGAAUACUGUAUUGAUGUAAAUAAAAUUUAAAAAAACAAAGACACCACCAAAAGGAUUUUUUUUUUGACUGUACGAAGUCUUCAUCUCGUUUUAAAAUGUAAAGAAAAAAACCAAACGAGACAAGAUGGCUGAUUUUCAGUCAUUAAUAUUUUAUAAUUUCCAUUUCAUAGAUACUGAAGCUGUACAUAUCUAAAGUCCAAUUCAAGCACAAUGCAGUUAGCAAUGCCUGCCAAUGAAAGUAAAAAAAAAAAAAGAAAGAAAGAAAAAAAA
Molecule: messenger RNA, 6522 nt
Organism: Pangasianodon hypophthalmus (striped catfish)
Lineage: Eukaryota; Metazoa; Chordata; Actinopteri; Siluriformes; Pangasiidae
Gene: megf6b
Product: multiple EGF-like-domains 6b
Exons: 35
Coding region: 265-4773 (1502 amino acids)
Molecular function (GO): calcium ion binding; scavenger receptor activity; protein binding
Source: RefSeq, a predicted model, not a curated record